AUGUUUUCUCUUCUGUCUCUCGGACUCGUCUUAGCUUUGCUUAAGUCUGGCUUAGCAGCCGUAUAUGACGACCCCGGCCAGCUGCCUAUGGACAAACAGUACGAUUUCGUCAUCGUUGGAGCGGGGACUGCGGGAAAUGUCAUAGCUGCACGUCUGGCUGAGAAUGCCAGCACCUCUAUUCUGAUUGUGGAAGCGGGGAGAAACAAUGUCGGGUUCGAUUCUUAUCUCAUUACCAUACCAUUCUUUGGUCCUCAAGCGUCGCCGCACACAACCUUUGACUGGAACUAUACUACAAUUCCUCAGGAACCGCUAAACAACCAACUCAUUGCGUAUCCUCGUGGCUAUGUUUUGGGAGGCAGCAGUUCAACUAACUAUAUGGUAUACACUCGCGGUUCUUCAGACGACUAUGAUCGUUUCGCUGAUCUGGCUGGCGACGACGGCUGGAACUGGGAUAACCUGUUUCCCUAUGCUCUAAAGGGUCAUAACGAAACUGGACAGUACAUUCCUUCGAUCCACGGGACUGAUGGGCCACUGUUGACGAGCAUUUACGGCUACCCUGCGGAUACCGAUGAUCGAGUCAUUGCAGCAACCGCAGAGCUUAGUGAAGAAUUUCCGUGGAACCCAGAUCACAACUCUGGGAACAUGUUGGGUGUCUCGUGGAUGCACAGCACCAUCGGUGGGCCUCUUAGAAGUAGUUCUGCGACCGCCUACCUCGAACCCGCGUUGAGAAACCAUUCCAACCUCGACCUUGUUUACAAUAGUCAAGUCACCAGGCUGAUUCAGAACGGUGAAAUAGAAGGUCUUCCCGUAUUCACCACGGUCGAGUUUGCUAGGAAUCCCACUGCCCCUCGUUAUAAUGUUUCUGCCACGCGCGAAGUCAUUCUAUCAGCUGGCGCCAUUGGAACCCCUCAGAUUCUUAUGCUCUCUGGAAUUGGCAGGUCUCUGGACUUGGCCGCCGUUGGCAUCAAGCCCAUUAUUGACCUGCCUGAGGUGGGACAGAAUCUUGUUGACCACCCGUUGUUGCCAAUCCAGUGGAACGUGGACAGCAAUGGGACUAUGGAUCCUAUCUACCGUGCUGAAGCUGCUCUCGAGGCCGCUCUUGAACAAUACUAUGCAAAUGGAACCGGUCGUCUUGCUGCGAAUGGGGUCUCCACUCAAAUGGCUUUCCUCCGUCUCCCGGAGAAUUCGUCUAUCCUUGCUGAAUUUGGGGAUCCUACUUCUGGACCUGGUUCGCCGCAUUACGAGCUUGCAUUUGCUGACGGUUUCUUUACCACUUCUCAAACCAACCCUACGUCGGGGUCAUACUUUUCCAUCAUAAAUGUGGUUGUUACACCCACAUCUCGUGGAGCCAUUACUCUCGCCUCUAACGAUCCCUUCCAGCAUCCUACGAUCGAUCCGAAGAUACUAAGCACUGACUACGAUGUCAAUGUUAUGAUUGAGAGCGUCAAGGCUGCCCAACGUUUUGCCGCUGCACACGCUUGGGAUGGAUAUAUCACCGGACCGUAUAUCGGCUCGGUCAACACUACCACAGACGACGGGAUCAAGGAAUACCUGAGCCGAUGGGCGACUACCAUCAAGCAUCCGUUCUGCACUGCUAGGUUGAGCAAGGAAGAUGGUGAAGGGGUUGUUGAUGGUCAGCUGCUGCUCAAGAAGGCCAAGGGAGUAAGGAUUGUCGAUGCCUCGGUCUUUCCCAUCAUUCCUGCCGGCCAUCCUCAAGCUAUGGUUUAUAUCAUCGCUGAGCGUGCUGCUGAUGUUAUUAAGGCAGCAUGGGGUAUGUGA
Messenger RNA from Guyanagaster necrorhizus, 1779 nucleotides. Its product is annotated as alcohol oxidase. Gene Ontology annotation, molecular function: oxidoreductase activity, acting on CH-OH group of donors; flavin adenine dinucleotide binding. The record is from RefSeq and is a predicted model, not a curated record. Lineage: Eukaryota; Fungi; Basidiomycota; Agaricomycetes; Agaricales; Physalacriaceae. The transcript has 11 exons. Bases 1 to 1779 code for a protein of 592 amino acids.